Oryzias latipes (Japanese medaka) is the source of this 1985-nucleotide messenger RNA. NCBI's taxonomy places the organism in Eukaryota, Metazoa, Chordata, Actinopteri, Beloniformes, Adrianichthyidae. The record is from RefSeq and is a predicted model, not a curated record.
CCUCGCUAAUCAAUAAAUGUCACCGAUCAAUCAGACUGCCUUUGCUGCGUCUUUGUUUAGGAUCAAGGUUGAUGCAGUAAAGCAAAGAUGAGGCAUCACCUGAGUCACAUGACUCUUGUUGCAUCACCUGAUCCCUUGAACUCAUCAAUAUUUACGCCGCUGACACUCGAGUCUGCGACCCGCAGCCAAUCAGGGCUCGGCUGCCCCGUCAGGUGGAGCGGUGUGCUGGUUGCCACGGUGACGUGGGUGCAUGGCGAAGCCGCAGGUGGGGUGAUGUCGUCCAGCGGUUUGAGCCACAGGAGCAGAUCUGUAGAUGUCCAUGAAGCUCUGCAAAGAGCCAAGAGGAGGUUCUGUGAGCUGCAGCUGCAAGUCCAACAAACCAGUUUGAACUUCUCUGAAGAGGCCAGCGAGUGUUCAUGGACCCCCAGCAAGGAGCUCAGGGACUCCCUGGUGGACAUGUACAGAAGUAAUCCCGGAGUGAACGAGGAGCUGAGGAGGCGUCUGCCCUCACCUUCCAGGCAGAACCCCAUCAGCGCCGACAGAUCCGAGAACUUCCUGACCCCAGAACUUCAAGGCUGGCCUGAGGUCCUCCAGGAGCUCCCUGUGCCCUCCUGCUCCUCCUCCUCCUCCUCCUCCUCUCCUGGGCCUCCUCUGUCCUCCAGGCUUGCAGGACAGAUGGAGGUGGACUCAUCCCCCAGCAGGGGCACCUCUCCUGGACAAAAGAGCAGCAGGGACCCCGCCCAUGACUCUGUUACACCUGCAGGACGUGUCAGCCCUGCUCUGGGAGCUCAGCUGGACAGCCCUGCUCAGAUCUGUGCUGCAGCUCGUCCUCACGGCUUCGAUGGAGACAAAAACGUCUCGCUCCUUCUGAAGGAGCUGGACGCCCUCAGAGAGGUCAACAACAAGCUUCAGGAGCAGCUGGCCCAGAAGGAGAAGGAGCUGCACGUGAAGGAGCUGGACGAGGAGCUGAAAGAGGAGCAGAGGGAGGCCCAGGGCUGGGACCGAGCAACAUCUCGGUUGGAGGAGGUGCUGGAGGCUCAGAAGGACCGGGAUCAGGCUCUGAUGUCACGACUCCUGCUGGCCAAUGAGGAGAGGGACGAGGCCUUGCUGCGUGUGCGGCGCCUCCAGCAGGCAGCUGAGUCAGAGAACGUCGCCCUGCAGGACACCAACACGGACUUGGACGAGCUCCUCCGGUCCGUCUGCCAAGCCGACUCCGUUCAGGAGGUCCGGCAGUUUGGUUCUGUUCUCGUCCAGCAGCUCCUGUCGGCCCGGCAACGGCGAAGCGACAUCACCGCUCAGGAGAUGAAGGCCGUGAUGGAGGAAAGAGACAAAUCUGUGGUGAAGUGGAAACGUCUGGAGGAGGAGCUGCUGCAGCAAAGAGAGCAGCUGGCCAGUCAGGAGGAGCUUCUGCGGCUGCAGCUGGAAAGAGACGCCGCCGUGGAGGAGAAACAUCGGCUGGAGGCGGAGAUCCGGGAGCUGCGAGCCAACCACAGGCUUCAGGAUCCCGGCUGCCCCUCUUCGCCUACUGAAGCUCCACCCCUCCUGCUCCAGCUGCAGCAGCUUUCCAAAGAGAAGCAGAAUGUGGAGGCGGAGCUACAACGUUGCCAAAAGGCGGAGUUAGAAGCCUGCGAGAGGGUCCGAAGGUUGGAGCGACUGGUGGAGGUGUUGAGAAGAAAGGUGGGAACGGGAAGUCUGCGGGCCGUCACCUGACCUUCACCUGACCUCACCUGACCUUCACCUGCACCUGCGUUUUCAUCUUAGCUGGAAUCGUGGCAAACAUCUGCCAGUUCUGCCGUCACAGUGAGAGGGCCACUCACCUGUGCUAACCUGAAAUGUUCACACCAUCUUCACCUGUGUUGUACCUGCCCUUCUCUGACCUCACCUCGCUCCACCUGAAGUGCUGACUGAGGUGAAGCAGACUUUUUUUGUGUUGCUCCGCCUGUUCUGUGUUUCUUCAUAAAUGUGGAAUAAAUGGAUCAGAUCCA